Molecule: messenger RNA, 795 nt
Organism: Fusarium fujikuroi IMI 58289
Lineage: Eukaryota; Fungi; Ascomycota; Sordariomycetes; Hypocreales; Nectriaceae
Exons: 2
Coding region: 1-795 (264 amino acids)
Source: RefSeq, a predicted model, not a curated record
AUGAAGGCUUAUCUCGCGCUCUCUAUCCUGGCCUGCGCCAUCUCAACUUCAGCUAAGAACAUCCACCGCAGGGCUGACGCUAUCCUUCCUGCUGCUGGUAUUCCCGUCAAAGGUGGAUAUAACGCUUACGGAGGAAAUUAUGAUCAUCCUGAGACGAACAAGUAUCAGCCUGUUGGGCAGAAGCAGGCUUCUAGUUCUAGUACCACCACUACCGGAGGCAAGAAGGCGACGACGCAGACCACAAAAUGCAUUUCGAAGAGCAAGCUUGAGUCUAUAGUCAACAAAUACGUCUCGACUUUCUCCGGUAUUACCGAUGGUGGAGCGCUUGCCAAGACUAUUUUCGAGGAGGAUUGGACUUCAUCAUCCUCCAAGAUAAACAAGUACGCCAAGGUAAACACAUCCUCACCUUUCCAUUGCACUUAUCAAGCUAACAAACUUCAGAACGAUGACUUUCCUCCCAUCUACAAGAACCGUAAGGAGCUCAUCGAAGGCAAUACUGAAAAGACCAAUGACCCCAGCGCCUUCAUCAAAGGACCCAUCGCCUACGGCUGCAACUCCUUCACAUUCUACUGGAAGGGCGACUUCGAGGUCCCCAAGGGAACUCGUCGUGGCCGCGGCAACGGCAUCGAUAUGGUGUUCUUGAACCCCGAGACUGGGAAGGUUAAGAAGGCGUACUCUGAGUACAACACCCUCAACCAGGUCUACAACUGGGGUGCCCAUAUCACCUGGUCCAAGGAUGAAGUCUGCUGUGAUUGCCCUGUGGUGUUCGACCCUAAGUGCAAGUGCAAGAAAUAA